UUUGUUUUUGUUCGUGACUAUAAAUCCUCGUCAAUUCAGUUGCCAACUGUCAGUAACAACUAACAUAACAGACUACAAUGAGCAAGGUAGUGAGCAUCGUUUUAAUUUUUGCCGUCGCUUUAGGAUUCGCUGACGCGAUCUUACGUUUGGACAAUGAGUCAGAACUUAGAGAAGCUCAAGCAGCACUUUUCAAUGUUAAUUCAGAAUCAGGAUGGCUUUUGCUUAAUUAUGUUGGUCCCAGUACUGUACAUUUUGCAGCAGGAGGAGAGGGCGGUGCGGAAGAUGUUGUUGCUCAUUUAGAAGAUGACCAAAUCCAGUACAUACUGAUCCGUGAAGGAGGAAUUCAGGAAAAAGGGACUUCAAAAACAACUAUUCGCGAUGUAUUCAUCGCUUGGAUUGGACCUAACGUUGGAUUUAUCGAAAAAGGCAAGAAGACGGCGUUCCUUGGAGACGCUGAGAGUAUGCUACAACCCUUCCAUGCUAGCAUUACAGCGCUGAACAGGGAUAACUUCAACGAUGAAAACAUAAUCGAUCGCUCGCAUCCACUUUCCGGUAGUCAUGUAAUUGAUUGAAAUAGCUGCAACUUUUGAACUAUCCGACAAUAAAUUUUCUAUUGCAAUGAAUAUGUG
Molecule: messenger RNA, 629 nt
Organism: Bradysia coprophila
Lineage: Eukaryota; Metazoa; Arthropoda; Insecta; Diptera; Sciaridae
Product: drebrin-like protein
Biological process (GO): regulation of actin filament polymerization
Cellular component (GO): actin filament; site of polarized growth; cortical actin cytoskeleton
Molecular function (GO): actin filament binding
Source: RefSeq, a predicted model, not a curated record